Molecule: messenger RNA, 2449 nt
Organism: Mauremys mutica (yellowpond turtle)
Lineage: Eukaryota; Metazoa; Chordata; Testudines; Geoemydidae
Gene: KCNF1
Product: potassium voltage-gated channel modifier subfamily F member 1
Exons: 1
Coding region: 628-2091 (487 amino acids)
Biological process (GO): protein homooligomerization; potassium ion transmembrane transport
Cellular component (GO): voltage-gated potassium channel complex; membrane
Molecular function (GO): voltage-gated potassium channel activity
Source: RefSeq, a predicted model, not a curated record
AACAAGCACAAGUUUCUCCUCUGCACACUUCCUGUCACCGUGUGAAGGAGUCAACACAUAAACUCCAGACCGUAAAGUAAAAGUAAACACAGCAGCUUUCCCUGAGUCCUUGGAGUGGAAGGCAAAAACUGCAACAGCUUUCUGUGGGAUCAUCCUGCUGAUUGUCUGUCUUUCAGAAUGAUCAAUUAUUUCACUUUUUGUUAACCAGAACAAGGAAUUUUUUGAACUGAUGUGACUGCCAGUCUGUGAAUAAAAUAUCACUUCAGAGGAAGAGAAAGAAUGGACCCUGAAAAGACUCUCAAGCACUGAAGUAGAGGGUGAGUUUUGUUAAGUAGUUUCUUCUCUUUCAUAUCUGCUGGAGGAGUUGAUUUCUUUCUAACGUCCCUGCUUCUACGCACAACAGCCUGAUGACUUGUCUUUUCACUGCAGCUUGUUGCAUACCUUGCAAGGUUUUACUGACUGCAGGUUUAUUUCUGUAACCUUUCCUAGCAUUACUCAAAGUCAUUUCAGUAAGAUUUGUAAUAUACAUUACCUAGCUCUGAUUUGCUUUCACAAAGAAGCUACAAACAGCAAAGAUUUGGAAGCAAACUAAGAAUUGAUAUAUAUAAAAAAAUCAAUAACAUUAAAAUGGCAGGUGAAUCUAGAUUUCCAGAUGUGGACAGUAAUGGAUCAGAAAAAAAUGAAGAUAUAGAGAUUAUAGUCAAUGUUGGUGGGGUGAGGCAGGUGCUAUACGGAGAAAAUCUGAACCGAUAUCCAGCAACAAGAUUAGCACAGUUGAUCAACUGUUUAUCAGGGGGAUAUGAUACUAUUUUCUCCCUUUGUGAUGACUAUGAUCCUGGGAAAAGAGAAUUUUAUUUUGACAGAGAUCCAGAUGCUUUCAAAUGCAUUAUUGAUAUAUAUUACUUUGGAGAAAUUCACAUGAAGAAAGGAAUAUGCCCUAUAUGUUUCAAGAAUGAAAUGGAAUUUUGGAAAGUAGACCUGAAAUUCUUGGAUGACUGCUGCAAAACUCAUCUGAGCGAAAAAAAGGAGGAACUGGAAGAAAUAGCCCGAAGGGUGCAAUUGAUUCUGGAUGAUUUGGGAGUGGAUGCCUCUGAAAAUCGCUGGAAGAGAUGCCAGAAAUACAUUUGGAAAUUAAUGGAGAAACCAGAAUCAUCCUAUUCAGCUAGAGUCAUCGCAGUGUUGUCCUUCCUAUUUAUUUUAAUCUCAUCUGUAGUAAUGUGCCUGGGGACCAUCCCAGAGCUCCAGAUAGUAGACUCUGAGGGAAAUCAUGUGGAACACCCAACACUGGACAACAUUGAGACAGCAUGUAUAGGCUGGUUUACCUUGGAAUAUGUGCUUAGACUUAUUUCUUCUCCUAAUAAACUGUACUUUGUGAUUUCUUUCAUGAACAUCAUUGAUGUUUUUGCAAUACUUCCCUUCUAUGUCAGCUUGAUCUUGACCCACUUGGGUGCCGGAAUGAUGGAGUUAACCAACGUGCAACAGGCUGUUCAAGCACUUCGGAUCAUGAGGAUUGCUAGAAUUUUCAAACUCGCACGCCACUCCACAGGGCUACAGACUUUAACCUAUGCUCUUAAAAGAAGCUUUAAGGAGCUAGGACUGCUUCUUAUGUACUUGGCUGUUGGAAUCUUUGUCUUUUCUGCUCUUGGUUAUACCAUGGAGCAAAGUCACCCUGAAACCUUAUUUAAAAGCAUCCCUCAGUCAUUUUGGUGGGCAAUUAUAACCAUGACCACAGUUGGAUACGGGGACAUAUAUCCUAAGACAACACUGGGGAAACUGAAUGCUGCCACCAGUUUCCUUUGUGGGGUGAUAGCUAUAGCACUUCCUAUCCACCCCAUCAUAAACAACUUUGUCAGAUACUAUAAUAAGCAGAGAGUUUUAGAAACAGCUGCCAAGCAUGAACUGGAGCUGAUGGAGCUAUACUCAGGUGAGGGGAAAGUUGGAGGCUCCAAGAAUGAACUAGAGGAUCUUAUGGGGGAAGGCAAGGAGCAUCCUUCAUGGAGCAGACAGCUAAAAGUUUCCUACAGUGACACCUUCAUUCAUCUCCUAUCAGAUGAGAAACAUUACAGGACCAGGCUUCAGAGCUGCAAAUAAACUAAGUGACUGUUACUGUUCAGUUAUAGACUGGGACAAAUUAACAGUCUUCUAGUGAAAGGAUUAAAGGGAGCUGUCAGUGUUGAGCGUGAGCACUGCCUUUCUUUUCCAAACAUGAAUACAAAUUAACCCUCAUCAGCUUCAUCAGAGGUUGGUAAGACUUUGUUUUUAUUACCUGACAUAUAAUAUUAGGAUGCAAUUGAGAUGUGACCGAUCAUAAUUAAUACAUCCUGAAAAAUUAAUUUGUAACCAUUUCAGAGAUUGAAAACAGUUUCUUGAUCAGUAAUAUGUACAAUUACUUGGAUGUUAAGCUUUAUAAAAAUCAAAAUCCUGUAUCUGUAAUAAUAAAGAACAACAA